Messenger RNA from Didymella exigua CBS 183.55, 1021 nucleotides. RefSeq lists its product as uncharacterized. The transcript has a single exon. The record is from RefSeq and is a predicted model, not a curated record. Bases 390 to 905 code for a protein of 171 amino acids. NCBI's taxonomy places the organism in Eukaryota, Fungi, Ascomycota, Dothideomycetes, Pleosporales, Didymellaceae.
UCACGAUAAUCUGGCAACGGAUUUUACAUUGUCGUAGUUUUGCGAUCGUACCGACUCUGACACAAAUUAGUCGGAACGCACGUUGGUCACAGGCUUUCCACAAGUAGCGAACAGCUAGCUUCACUUUUCCAAAUUACUUCGUAUGCGUACGAAGUAGUAGCUUCGACUACUGGUCUGAGAGAUUACCCAUCCAGCGUCGAUAGGGAUCUGCUCCACUCUUGAACAGUGGCUCACCUCCGCGCUCAGCCGCGCAAUCCCACAAGGAAAAAAACCCGUAUAAAUUACAGUUCAUCCUGACUAUCGUAGGUGGUCGGGUUAUUGACCUGGUACAGGUUAUCGACCUCUUGGCGGUGCAUAAUAAUUCUGCCGGCAUCAUCGAUAACCACACCAUGAUACGAGCUUUAAUUACAGGCAAAAAGUGGAGUAUGACCGAGCAAAGAGCACUAGUCGCCAGCAACUUCUGCAUCCGGAGGCGGUGGCCAAGGCGGGUCAAUAAUAUGUACGAAGUACCAGGUCAACAUAACCCGUCCACCAACGGUAUCCGAUCUCAUAUCACCGAUCUCCUCUGCACCCAAAGGCACUUCAACCUCAAGCACCAACACCAACACCUCAACGCUAUCAGAAUGUCUAGCAAGACACCAUCACUACUUCCACCCGCAUACACGCCCUCUGAUGAAAAAUCUUCACCUGCUCAACCUACGUCGAAAGUCUCCAUAAACAUCACCGGCCCGAACACUGACAUCGAGAAAGCCAACACCGCACCGGCUCGCCAGAGCAGAGUUUUUACCUGCCUAAAGAUCUGCGAGGGUCUUACACCUGCCGCCUGGUAUGCAGCCGCUGUCUUCAUGGUGUUAUUGUUUCUCGAUCUGCUUGUGGCAAAAAUUCUAGGAAGAAAGCCUAUAUAGAAGUUGCCAGAAGUAGGGGGCGUGGGAAGCGAAACGAAGCCCAUAGAAGUAUACAAUUGUGCGCUCGCACAUCAAGAAGAGCAUUUCCUCUUGAAGCAUUGGAUGGUACAGUGUGU